GCAGGCCAGUCUAAUGCCUUAAAACAAAGCUUUCUUGACCUACUUUGCCGUUCAGAUCGAUUUCAUGUAAUGUAGAGCUUUUUCGAAGUUUCUGAAGCACUGCAAAAAUGUGAUAUGACAAUAUAAGUAGGUGACCAAUGAGUAUUUUUACGAAUAUUAACUUUUAUUCAACGUUCGCUCCAUCAAAUGAUCAUAUAUGACUGGUUUUAUUUGCGCGGACUAACUCUUAAACGGGCAAUUGAUCCAUAAUUGCAAAAUCUAUCAUUUCAAAUUUGUUACUUUUGUAGCAUACACCAAUUGCAAAAUCUUUUUCUCCUGCUACUGUAUGAAUUGGAGAACCCACAAUAUUGACAAUUUUUUAAAAUCAUUUUAGCUGUGUCUCUUUUAAAAUUGUGAAGCAUCUCAUUCAAAUCAUUUUCAGUGAAAAAGUUGGGCACUAGUUUUUCUAAGGGGUGUAAUCAGACAGAAAGAAAUGCGUCCAAAAUGUAUUUUUCCACACGCUCACUAUCAAUGGACAAGAAUCGAUCUUGUUAGUCUUCCUCGGAUUUCCGAGGAUCCACAUCCUCCCCAUCUCAUCAAGUCUUGGACACAUCAGAGCGUCUUCCCAACAUGGAUUCUAUUAAAAAAAAGAUGACAUCCUUGUCUCAAGCCACUGAUGAGGCCAACACUAGAGCUCAAGAGCACGAGCGCGAAACCCGUCAAGUGAACGAGGUUGCUGAUAAAUCCGAGGAACAGAUUAGGAACAUCCAAAAGAAGAUGCAAGCCUUGGAAGGUCAAUUGGACUCCUGCACGGAGAAGCUCUUUGACGUGACCACUAAGUACGAGGACAAGGAGAAGCAUUUCAGCAACGCUGAAGGUGAUGUGGGAGCCCUGACUCGGCGAGUGGUUCUUCUGGAAGAGGAAGUGGAUCGAUCGGAGCGCCAUCUAGCUAAUGCGAUCACGGAUCUGGCUAAGCACUCCCAAAGAGCGGAUCAUGCAGUGAAGAAACGCCAACAACUCGAGAACUUCAACACUGCCAGCGAGGAGCAAUGCGACAAGUUGGAGUACCAAUACAAGGAGGACAAGUUUACCUUGGCCGAAUCCGAGAGGAAGUACGACGAUAUCGCGAGGAAGCUCCAUGGGAAGGAGGAGGAACUCCUUCGGGGCAAUGAACGCUGUGAGGCAUGUGAAAGGAAGAUCAUUGAUCUCGAAGAGGAACUUCAGGCCGUUGGUCAGAAUUUGCAACAAUUAGAGGUCUCAGAAGAAAAGGCUUUGAAACGAGAGGAAACUUAUUUGGGACAGAUGAAGAGCUUGAACGAUUCCUUAAAGUCUGCAGAGAACCGAGAGGAGAACGCCACGAUGAACAUCCAGAGGCUAAACAUCCGCAUUGACCAAGUUGAGGAGGAUCUAUUAUGCGAGAAGCUGAAAAUCAAACAAAUCAGCGACGACCUAAACAUCACCUUCGAAAACAUGCUCAGCUUCACUGGAUGAUCAUUUAUUACUUUAUUACGGAAUGGAAAUCAAAAUAUGAAUAAUACAUGCAUUAUUAAAUGGCA
Molecule: messenger RNA, 1535 nt
Organism: Tigriopus californicus
Lineage: Eukaryota; Metazoa; Arthropoda; Copepoda; Harpacticoida; Harpacticidae
Product: tropomyosin Cha f 1.0101-like
Exons: 4
Coding region: 610-1470 (286 amino acids)
Biological process (GO): muscle contraction; actin filament organization
Cellular component (GO): actin filament
Molecular function (GO): actin filament binding
Source: RefSeq, a predicted model, not a curated record